AUGAAGUUCUCCGCCGCCGCCCUUGUCCUCGCCGCCGCCGGCGCCAUGGCCCACAAGAACGUCACCUACGUCACUGAGGUCGUCACUGCCUACACCACCUACUGCCCUGCUGCCACUGUCAUCACCCACGGUGGCAAGACCUACAACAUCACCGCGGCCACCACCCUGACCAUCACUGACUGCCCCUGCACUGUCACGAAGCCCGUCAUCACCUCCUCCAUCGUCAAGUGCGAGAACUGCGCCGCCCCCACCCAGAACGGCACCUUCCCCAUCGCCACUCCCGUCCUCAGCAAGACCGUCGCUGGCACCGCUGCCAUCACCCCCACCAAGCCCGUCUCCGUCCCUACCGCCGGUGCUGGCAAGGCCGCUGCCCUCUCCGGCGCCGGUCUGGCUGGUGUCCUUGGAUUCGCCGCUUUCGUCCUCUAA
This is a messenger RNA of Colletotrichum orchidophilum, 426 nucleotides long. RefSeq names its product mmc protein. Gene Ontology annotation, molecular function: structural constituent of cell wall. Gene Ontology annotation, biological process: fungal-type cell wall organization. The record is from RefSeq and is a predicted model, not a curated record. The transcript has 2 exons. Bases 1 to 426 code for a protein of 141 amino acids. NCBI's taxonomy places the organism in Eukaryota, Fungi, Ascomycota, Sordariomycetes, Glomerellales, Glomerellaceae. Gene Ontology annotation, cellular component: fungal-type cell wall.